This is a messenger RNA of Ascoidea rubescens DSM 1968, 823 nucleotides long. RefSeq lists its product as uncharacterized. Lineage: Eukaryota; Fungi; Ascomycota; Saccharomycetes; Ascoideales; Ascoideaceae. The transcript is spliced from 2 exons. The record is from RefSeq and is a predicted model, not a curated record. The coding region runs from base 314 to 526 and encodes 70 amino acids.
UUUGAUUCAAACAACAAAAAAAAGAAAACACUCUUAUUUAAUCAACAGAAAUACAAAAAUAAAUAUCAAAUAUAAAAUACCAUAAGCUUGAUAUUUCAAUAUAUACUCAUUCCUAUUCUUUAUCAGUUGCAAGAAACCUGCCUGAUUUAUAUCAUUUUUCAAAUUCACUGAAGAAGUCAACUUUUCACCACCCAAAUCCAAAUCCAAAUCCAAAUCCAAAUCCUAUCUCGAUCCAAUUCCCAGGCGAGACACCCUGAAUCAAAUCUUUAAUACCAACAACUAUCUCACAUCUUUGUUAUAUCGAUAAAGAAAAAUGCUAGAUUACUUGAAACAAACCAAUGAUGAUAUAAUCACGAAAUACCAAAAUUUAAUAAAUUAUGAAAAUGAAAGAUUAGAAUUUUGUGAUUUCAGCUAUAUUCUAUCUGAUAAUUUCGAUAAAUCAAAAAACAGAUAUGAUGUAUGUGUGCUGUCCACCUUUAUUUCUUACUUCUCGCUUCUAAUUACUAACGAUAUCAUUAUUCUUUAAUCAUUAAUACCAGGACAUAAUACCUUUUGAUAACAAUAGAGUCAAACUAGAAUCAUCAACAAAUAACUAUAUAAAUGCUUCUCAUAUUCAAUUAGGCGAAACCAAUUAUAUUGCUACUCAAGGCCCAUUAGAAGCAACUGCUGCCGAUUUUUGGCAAAUGUGUUAUCAACUAAACCAACCAAUUAUUGUCAUAAUAAUGCUAACUCCAUUGCAGGAAAAAUCAACUGAAAGAUGUUUUAAAUAUUGGCCCGACGAAACAAAUUUAAACAGCGAAAUGUACAUUUCAAAAAACAACUC